Molecule: messenger RNA, 4036 nt
Organism: Zophobas morio
Lineage: Eukaryota; Metazoa; Arthropoda; Insecta; Coleoptera; Tenebrionidae
Gene: Grip163
Product: gamma-tubulin complex component 6
Exons: 11
Coding region: 99-3974 (1291 amino acids)
Biological process (GO): microtubule nucleation; meiotic cell cycle; spindle assembly
Cellular component (GO): gamma-tubulin complex; spindle pole; centrosome
Molecular function (GO): microtubule minus-end binding; gamma-tubulin binding
Source: RefSeq, a predicted model, not a curated record
UACUAGUUACGCAACGAAACACAAAUUAAUUAUGCAUUCUGCUUACCUCUCGUUUAGGGACAUGGUUAUGGCAUAUUUUUGGUAGUUAAAUUUAAAAAAUGAUGGAUGAAGGUUCGGAAAAUAGCAUUUAUUAUUUACUUACAAGCUUGUGUGAAAAAUUUGCUGUUGAUCAGAGUGCAGUGAGAAAAUUGCGAUCAAGGGUCUACGAAAUAUUAUUAAAGAAAAGAACCAAUAAUGAUUCUGACAAAAGUUUCAAAACUAGGAAAGGACUUGACCCUUACUGCAAUUUAUUAGCGUGGCAAUUUACUUUAGCAACAAAAUACGGUUUAGUUGAACAUGGGACAGAGUUAAAAGAAUGUGGUCAAUAUGUACGAGAACAUUUUGGUGAUGCUAUUAUUCAAUUUUUACUGUGUUUGCGCAACGUGCCCUAUGAUCAUGACGACUCAAUGGAUCUUGAGUUGCCAUUAUCUUGUAAAAAUUUGUACAAAAAUUCAGCUCUUAGAGUUAAAAGUGAUUGUUCAACAAAUGUGUUCAUGAAUUCAGAUGAAUCACAUUCAUCAGGAGAUCUUUGGGAUAUAGUAUCAAAAAACUCAUAUAGUUACAGAAAAAACUGGGAAGACUUUGGUCAUCCUGAGCCUGAUAAAGAGAAACCAUUUUUAUCGGAAUUAGGAGAAAAAUCUCAUUUGUGGGUGGAAAAUUUACCUUCAGUGUAUUUCUCCUGUACAUUUCAAAGUCCGAUUCCAGUUAGACCACAAGUAAAAACAGUUUCAGAAUUUGUGAAGGAUGUGAAGUAUCUGUUGGUGGGAAUGGCUUCUUAUUCGUUCAGUUACAAUGAAUGUGGCGACUUUUUUUUGGUACCCAAUAUUACAGUCAAGGGAUUGACACCUUCAAUCUUAAAAACAUACAGCGACGAAUUUAUUUUUUGCGGAACAUGUUAUAAAGCGCUUCAUGAAAUAGCAACACCUAGUCCAUACUCUGGGGAAUAUAAGCAAGACGGUUACAUCUUUGCUGAACUCUGCCAAAGCAUUCAACGUUAUUUGGAAUUUUAUCGCACAGUCGUUAUCGGAAUUCCUGACAACAUAGGUCUAUUAAAAUUGUACGAACGCACAAACCAGUUACGCAGUCAUCUCACAACUUUAACCGAAAUCUGCAAGCUAGGCCCUUACUCGAAAUCAGAAAGAAUGCCUCAUGGAGUCUCACUUUUAAACUAUUUGUACCAAACUGCAUUGAAUCUCACUGACAAAAAUGUUUUAUUGGUACUUUACGCUAUACUGUUUCCGUGUUGUCAAGUUUAUUUUAGCAGAUUUCUGCAACAAUGGCUUUUAGAAGGCAGUGUUAAUGAUCCAUACGAAGAAUUUUUCAUUAAAUCCAACUUUAAAUACGUAUCUACCAGAGGCAGGACUUAUUGGACUAGGAGUUAUUUCAUACGUGAAGACGUUGUUCCCGAUUUUUUACUGGACCUGAUAAUGGAUAUUUUGAAUUGUGGAAAAACGAUGAAUUUACUAAAAUUAUGCAUGCCAUCGAGUAAAUUAUGUUCAUAUUUAAUGGGAAAGAAACCUCUCAUUAUUUCUUGUUGUUUGACUUCCGAACAAUUAUCGUUAUUAGAACAAAAUGCGACGAGUUAUUACCUUGAAGUUUUGUCCGAAUGCGGGUCUAGAAUGAAGCUUGAACAGAUUGUAAGAGCAAGUAAGGAGCAAGAUCCAUUUUUCAUGAAUUUGAUUGCCAAGAAAAGAGCCAUGACGUUGAGAAGACUCGAACUUGAAAGGAAAAAAGUCUUAGAAGAGGAAAAAGAAAAAAAGCUUGACGAAAUAACCGUUUUGAAGGAGCAGUACGAUUCGGCCCUUCAACUGAAGCAGUCACGUAUAGCUUCAGAAAUUGAAACCGAGAUAAAACAGAUCGAAUUUAAUAUAUCGAUUGAAAAUGUUCGAGAUAAGUUAAUAGAGAAGGAGGCGAAGGAAAUGAUAGAUUAUUACAAUAAGCUAUACGAAAUCUCGGAUCAACGUCGAAAGAAAAUUGAAACCCACAUCCAAAAGCUAAAAACUUAUUGUUUAGACCAGUCGAUACCAGUAGAGAUUAAUUCCUCAGAGGAAUCGUUUUAUUCGGUUGAUGAUGUAGUGAAGGAAGAAGAAAACGAUGAGAAAUUUAUUGAUUCAUUACCAGAAUGCGAACAAGAGGGGGCACUGGUUUCUGAACCUCAAUCUGAAUUAAAACCGAUGCACUCGUCACAAUCGCUCGAUAUAAUUAAUGCAAAUAACGAAAAAAGCGAAGAUAAUACGAUAAAAGCUGUAAUGGAAACAUUUGCAAUGGCUCGAAAAAUUAAGGAAAAGGUAUUGUCAGAAGAAAUGGGUAUAAUACUUGCAGCACCUGUUCACAAGAAACAAGUCAGCUCAAUCUUUGAUAACGAGAAAUUAACCGAUGCGCAAAGAAAUAAAUUGAGAGUGUUAAGCUCAGAGUUCGGAAUCGAAAUUAAACCACCGCAAAUCAAGAAGAGUUUGACUCAGUGUGAAAUUAAUCGCAAUGUUGUCUUAGGAAGUAGCGACUGCUUUUACCCUUUCAAGCUAGAUAACGUGAAUUAUCUUAAUAAGAACCUUGCAACUUCUACCGAAGAGAGCGAAAAAAAGAUUAAGAAGUCGACGAGUUUGUCGUUGGACUUUGUUAAAAUUGAUCCUCCGAUACCGAUGAGCGUCGAUACGACCCCGAUGAGUGAAUCUACUACAAGUAGAUUAGUUUUAAGUGUAGAAAAAGGUGAAUUUGAAAGCAUUCCGACAACCGCCGAUACUCACAUUACUGACGAAGGAUUUGUUUUUGAUGGAAACCCCGAAUCAGGGUAUAUUCUGAUUAAAAGAAGUUUUUCGGAUACUUUGCAAAAGAAAGUCUUUUCUAAACGAGUCACUGUAGAAGAAGCUUCUGGUUUAAGCACGAAUUGUUUAAAGUUAUUUUUGCAUGAAAGCAUAUCUAUUCCACUGGCAACACAGACGAAGUUAGCAGAGAACGAGUUACUCAAAUAUUUUAUAGACAAUUUGCACUACUUCAAACAUUUGAAUAGUUUGAGAGAUUACUUUUUUCUUCAAGAUGGCGAAUUUGGUCGAAAUAUUACUGAGAAUUUGUUUGAAAAGUUGUACGACGUGCAUUUUCCUAUUGAACUGAUCAACUGUAGAACUUUGCAGAAUUUAGUCUUUGGUGCUUUACAGAUGUCAAGUAAAUUUCAAGAAAAUUCUAAUUAUUUGUCUUUUAAAAUCAAUAGUUUGCCAAAGAGGUUUCAUUUGGGAGAUCCAGACGUUUUAGAUUGCUUGUCUCUCACUUACAAAGUGCACUGGCCGUUAAACAUUUUGCUUCCGGUGGAUACUGUUAGCAAAUAUGACGAAGUAUUUAAGUAUCUUUUGAAACUCAACCGUAUUUCUUGGGUUUUAAAAAAGAUAUUUUUGGAACUGAAAAUUCUAGCAAAAGUUUCUGGAAAAAAGGAAAUAUAUCUAAUGAUAUCACCUCACUAUCGAAGAUUGCAUCAGUGCCGUCAUGUAAUGUUACAUUUUAUUCAGACGUUGCAGAAUUAUGUCGUUGGUGAAGUUCUGCAAUCUAGUUGGGAGAUUUUUGAACGAAGCUUAUCUACAGUAAACAAUUUGGAUUCUUUAUAUUUAGCGCAUACAACAUACAUAAAAAAUAUUUUAUUUUUAUGUCUGUUAAAUCAAAAGUCGACGCCUUUGAGAAAAGUUAUACAUAAAAUUUUCGUUGUGAUUUUGAAAUUUUAUGAUCAUUUAAGAUCAAGAAGUUGGAACUGCGAAAAUGGUACAUACGUGCAUCCAAAUUUCUCUAAAUUAGAAAGCAUUUUUCAAAAUUUCGAGGAAUUUGUCCUGUAUUUGUUUAAAAUAGGAAGAAAAGUUGCAAGAAGUGGCUAUCAACCUCACCUCACACAGUUACUCGAUAUGUUGGAUGUUAAUGGUUAUUACUCUGCAAAAAAUGAUAUUCAUGUUACUUGAACUUUUAUUAAAUGUUGUAAAAAAAUAAUAAAUAAAUAGGUAUUUAAUGCCACUUAAAAUUA